AUGCACGGAGGUCUCUCGCCGAAGCUGACGUCGUGGUCAAUGAUGGACGACAUCGUACGGCCUCUCGAUCCCGAGGAUAACGCGUUAGCAAUGGAUUUGCUAUGGUCGGAUCCUGAUCAGUACACACAAGGAUGGGCGAAGAACACUCGCGGUGUCUCAUAUGUGUUCGGCUCAGAUGUUGUGAAGAAAUUCUGCCGCGAUAUGGAUCUGGAUUUAGUUGCCAGGGCUCACCAAGUAGUUCAGGAUGGCUACGAAUUUUUUGCGGAUCGACGGCUUGUCACUAUAUUCUCAGCUCCAAAGUUUGUUCAGCUUCUCUUCUGA
Molecule: messenger RNA, 321 nt
Organism: Ostertagia ostertagi
Lineage: Eukaryota; Metazoa; Nematoda; Chromadorea; Rhabditida; Trichostrongylidae
Source: the annotation of a GenBank genome assembly